Messenger RNA from Ruditapes philippinarum (Manila clam), 2945 nucleotides. RefSeq names its product actin-related protein 2. The transcript has 8 exons. Gene Ontology annotation, biological process: Arp2/3 complex-mediated actin nucleation. The record is from RefSeq and is a predicted model, not a curated record. Lineage: Eukaryota; Metazoa; Mollusca; Bivalvia; Venerida; Veneridae. Gene Ontology annotation, cellular component: actin cortical patch; Arp2/3 protein complex. Gene Ontology annotation, molecular function: actin filament binding. The coding region runs from base 112 to 1296 and encodes 394 amino acids.
ACGAAAUGAAUAAAUAUUUGGUGGUAUGUAGCCUAUUGGGAGUUGUUUCCGGGAGGAAAUUAAGCAGAAAACCGAAACAAUUAAAAUUGUUGUAAAUCCAUCGCCAUCGCAAUGGAUAGCAAUGGCAAUCGCGUCAUUGUUUGUGACAAUGGAACAGGGUUUGUAAAAGUUGGAAAUGCUGGCUCAAACUUCCCUUCAUUUAUAUUCCCAUCACUUGUUGGCCGUCCAAUCAUCAGAUCAGCUGUCAAAGUGAACAAUGUGGAAAUUAAGGAUAUCAUGAUUGGAGAUGAGGCGAGUCAACUGAGAUCCAUGUUAGACGUGAAAUACCCAAUGGAGAAUGGUAUAGUCAGAGACUGGGAAGACAUGGAGCUGUUAUAUGAUUAUACAUUCGGACCAGAGAAACUUAACAUCAAUACAAGGGGUACAAAAGUGUUACUUACAGAACCUCCCAUGAAUCCAAUGAAAAACAGAGAAAAGAUGAUAGAAGUUAUGUUUGAAAAAUACCAGUUUGAAGGAGUCUACAUUGCUAUUCAAGCUGUGUUAACAUUAUAUGCUCAAGGUCUGAUCACUGGAGUUGUAGUAGAUUCCGGGGACGGUGUAACACAUAUUUGUCCUGUAUAUGAGGGCUUUGCUUUGCCUCAUCUUACACGACGUCUAGAUAUUGCUGGCAGGGAUAUUACAAAAUACCUUAUCAAAUUACUAUUGUUGAGAGGCUAUGCAUUUAAUCAUUCAGCAGACUUUGAGACUGUACGAAUGAUGAAGGAAAAGCUAUGCUAUGUAGGUUAUAAUAUUGAACAGGAACAAAAACUUGCCUUAGAAACAACAGUGCUAGUAGAAUCAUAUACAUUACCAGAUGGUAGAGUGAUAAAGGUGGGUGGGGAGCGCUUCGAAGCUCCUGAGGCCUUAUUUCAACCCCAUCUCAUAAACGUAGAAGGUGACGGAGUAGCGGAAAUGUUAUUCAAAGCCAUCCAAGCUGCAGAUAUUGACACGAGACCAGAAUUUUAUAAGCAUAUAGUGUUGUCAGGUGGUUCGACAAUGUACCCAGGAUUGCCAAGUCGCCUGGAGAGAGAGUUGAAACAAUUAUAUCUAGAGAGAGUUCUCAAAGGAAAUACAGAAGCAUUGAGUAAAUUUAAAAUUCGUAUUGAAGAUCCACCUAGGAGAAAGCAUAUGGUGUUCCUUGGAGGUGCUGUGUUGGCUGAUAUUAUGAAAGACAAAGCAGAUUUCUGGAUGUCGCGGGCCGAGUACCAAGAAAAAGGCAAAAACGUUCUUGAAAAAUUGUUGGGACCACUUAAAUAAGAAGUUUUACAAUAUAUUAUCUGUUAUUUCUUUUUAAAGAUAUUGAACAAUUUAAUAUUGAAAUGACGCCUAUGAUGAACAAAGACUUAUUUUAAGUGCAAGAAUCAAUACAGUUUGUAUAUUAAUUAGCGAUUGUUCAUUGUAAUAACAGUAUUUUUAGUGGUCUGCAACCAUCACUGUUUUAGUGUUGGGCAACCAGCUUAAUUGGGGCAACCAGCUUACUUGUAUAUCAAUUUAAACAAGAAAGUCAGUUUUUUUAGCAUAUCUUUAUCAUGUACAAAAUUUAGUUUUUGUGUUCGGAAAUAUGAGAAUUAGAUGAAACAUGAUAAAACUCGUACCAUUCCAUACACAUCAAUAAGUGUUAUAUAUAUUGAAAGUUAAUAUAGGCAAAAUACAACAAAAAGUCUCAUUAAAGGCUUUUGUAUGUUUCUAGGGUCUUAUAACUGAAUAGGAUAUUAUUCUUUUCAAGGGUUCAACUUGGAAUUAUUGUUAGUUAUCUUUCUUUAUUCCUAUGAACUUUUUACUUUAGCCAGAAUAGUAAUUUUGAAAUUGAAAUCAUGUACUAUAGUACCACCUUAUUGUUGCAUGACUUAUAUUCUAUCUCUUAUCAAUGUUACCUUGUUUAUUGAAUUAAAAUCUUAUUUUUUCAUAUUGAGGGUUUAAUAAACCCAGCACAAUAUAAGCUUUGAACGCUCUUGUUAUGGUCUGUAACAUUUAUUUAAAGUUGAUCUGGGAUGGAUUUUCUUAUGGAACAUGAUGUAGAUGCAUUAAUUUGGGCCAAAAAGUUGGUCAAUAGGUCACAAAGUAUCUGUGAUUUUAUAUUUAGAAUAUAUGACCAUGUUUCAUUUAAAUUUAGAGAACUCUGAAUGUUUUUCUAAAAUGAAGUUUUGUUUUUUGAUCACACGCACAUGUGAUUCAUUAUGUUACAAUGAUUGAAUUAUGUUAUGUAUUUAUAAAUUUUUAUGACAAUGAAUAUUCGCUAUUAGAAAGAAUAAUAAACUGUUGUACUGUCUUAUUAGGGCUCUAUGUAAAGCCACAUGACUUUCAGGGUACGAUUGACAUAACCCUUGUUGGACUUUGGAAAUAUUAUCUCAUUUCUGUACAGGUGCCACAAUUUAGUGCCAUCAUGAUAGCAGUCAAACUAUGUAUUCAUGUUGAUCAUUUUACAAAAAAAAAAGUGUUAAAGAGGGGAUUAACUGUUACUGAAAAGUAUUAUUCAUUUUUCAAUACUGCAAAAAGAGAAAAAAAGCCCGAAGGCAUCUCUUCAUGGAGAUUCGCACCUGCAGUGCCCUAUAUUCUGCUUAAAAUAUUUGAUCAAUAGAGCCCAUUCUUAUUACCUUAAGUAAUUGAAAUGGUUUUUAACUGUUAUGGAAGGAAAUAUUUAUCAAAAUUUCAUAUUUGUAAUUUCUUUGUCUAUUUAUUACGAACCCCUUUUUUUCUUAAUAUGUUAAUGUUAUGUCCAUACCCCUUACAUGUCUUAUGCACAAUGACCAUAAUGAUAUUGUUGAGCGAAACUUUUAACAUGCAAUAUGUAUGUUUAUUUAUCUCUUCUUAUCUCUUAAAUCAACAUUAUUUGUGCUUCAUUUCAAGAAAUAAUAUGCAUGUAUAUAAAAUUGUUUGUAUCAAUGAAUUAUAUGCUAACAUUGUUA